AUGCACCGCCGAACGCCCCUCCUCCGAUUCCAGCUACUGCAUCUUUGUCCAACACUUCUAACCGCCCGCCAAAUCUUCCCUUUUCCGCACGUUGCUGUCGCUCCUCCAAGACUGAAGAUCCUAGGAGCCUGCCUAGGCACAAUCGUCUUGCUGACUGUCUGCAUCCUCCUCAGCGUCUACGAUGGUCGUUCCCAACCUUCAAUCCGGUGGGGCAUCACUCUUAAUGCUGUUCUUGCGUUGCUUACAACUAUUAUGAAGGCUGCGCUACUCAUAAUCGUCGCCGAAGGCCUCAACCAGGAGAAGUGGGCGCGUUUUGCAAAUCGACCGCUAUGGAAAUAUCCUCUGAGCGACUCUCAAACCUUGACUAUGCGAGCCUGGGUGGAUUUGGGAGCUUGUCUAUGUGAGGUUGGCGAGGGGGAAUGA
This is a messenger RNA of Mytilinidion resinicola, 423 nucleotides long. RefSeq lists its product as uncharacterized. The transcript has a single exon. The record is from RefSeq and is a predicted model, not a curated record. Lineage: Eukaryota; Fungi; Ascomycota; Dothideomycetes; Mytilinidiales; Mytilinidiaceae. The coding region runs from base 1 to 423 and encodes 140 amino acids.